AUGAUCGUGACACUUCCGUUGCCACAGCAAAUCACCCGAUAUUGGCCGGAAACGGCGGCUAUGGCUCUGCAGGCCUUUGCAUUUUGGAGCUUUUCUGUGCUGUUGACGGUGCCAUGGCUCUUUUGCAUCUACCAACUCGUGACGAACCAACUCGGCCGAACGAAGCGAAUCAAACUACUGCUAGACGAUGUAACGGCACCAAAAGUGGUAAUUGUCAUGCCUUGCUACCGGGAAGAUCCCGAUGUGCUCGUCACCGCAAUCGACUCGGUGGUGGACUGCGACUACCCAGCCGCCUGCAUCCACGUAUUCUUGUCAUUUGACGGUGAUCAGCAAGACGAGCUUUACUUGAAGACCAUUGCAAAUCUAGGAGUGCCGGAAGCAAUGGGAUCAUACCCGCGCAGUAUUGAUGUCAUGUACAAGUCGUCGAGGGUGACGGUCUCCCGGUUCCCCCACGGUGGCAAACGACAUUGCCAGAAGAUGACAUUUCGGCUCAUUGACAAAGUUUACCAGCGUUACUUGAAGCGCAAUGAUAACUUGUUUAUUCUUUUCAUUGACUCGGACUGCAUAUUGGACCGGGUGUGCCUGCAGAACUUUGUCUACGACAUGGAGCUCAGCCCGGGCAACACAAAGGACAUGCUGGCGAUGACUGGCGUCAUCACGUCGACAACAAAGAAGCACAGCAUUAUUACCUUGCUACAAGAUAUCGAGUACAUCCAUGGCCAAUUAUUCGAGCGCACAGUGGAAUCGGGAUGUGGCUCGGUAACAUGCCUCCCUGGGGCGUUGACAAUGCUUCGGCUGUCAGCAUUCCGACGCAUGGCAAAGUACUACUUUGCCGAUAAGGCAGAGCAGUGUGAGGACCUGUUUGACUUUGCCAAGUGUCACUUGGGCGAAGACAGAUGGCUGACGCAUUUGUUCAUGAUUGGAGCAAAAAAGAAGUACCAGAUUCAAAUGUGCACCUCUGCAUUUUGCAAAACGGAAGCCGUGCAGACCUAUCGAUCACUUGUUAAGCAGCGGCGUCGAUGGUUCUUGGGGUUUAUCACGAACGAGGUAUGCAUGUUGACGGAUUGGAGAUUGUGGAAGCGAUAUCCUAUUCUGGUUCUAGUUCGGUUCAUGCAAAACACGAUCCGGACGACGUCGUUGCUCUUUUUCAUCAUGGUUAUUGCGUUAUUGUCUACAUCGGCGUCGAUUAACAACCUUCCGGUGGGUUUCAUUGGGGUAUCCCUGGGUCUGAAUUGGGCACUGAUGCUCUACUUUGGUCUCAAACUUCGGCGAUUCAAAGCCUGUUUGUAUCCUCUCAUGUUCAUUUUGAACCCAUUCUUCAACUGGUACUACAUUGUAUAUGGGAUUUUUACAGCUGGACAGAGGACGUGGGGCGGGCCGAGAGCGGAUGCGGCGGCGGCAGACACGACGACGACAGCUCGAGAAGCAGUGGAGAAGGCCGAGGAGCAGGGAGAUGAGCUGAAUGUCGUUCCGGAAACAUUUAUCCCGGCGAGAGAGGCGAGGCUGCUCCAAUCUCCUGGAGCUUCAGGGAGCCAACAGCAAGGGCUGGGAAGGACUAGGAGUACUGUUCGACCCCCAGACAAGGUGGAUGGUAUCUUCUCUGCCAGACAGCGGACAAAAGAAGGAAUAUAUGAACAUGUGGAUGAUUCCACGGUGGUUGGAGGAGAAUCGAUGUUGCCGCAGUGGGCAAGGCAUGGGCCUCAUGAUUCUGUAGAGAGCGUCUCGUCUGAGGGUGAGGCGUCGCAGGGGGGCACUAGGGUGCUCCAGAGUCGGUUUAUGGAGAGUUUUAUGAGCGACGAGGAUAAGAGAAAGUACAUGGCAGCGCAGCGGGCAAGAGGAGCGAGGCUCGGCAACGACGGUGAGAUUCCUGGCGGGGGAGGCAAUGGUAUUGGGGCUGGGGCUGGGCCAUCCAAGUAG
Cordyceps militaris CM01 is the source of this 1917-nucleotide messenger RNA. Its product is annotated as chitin synthase D. Gene Ontology annotation, cellular component: cell septum; cell periphery. The record is from RefSeq and is a predicted model, not a curated record. The transcript has a single exon. Gene Ontology annotation, molecular function: chitin synthase activity. Lineage: Eukaryota; Fungi; Ascomycota; Sordariomycetes; Hypocreales; Cordycipitaceae. The coding region runs from base 1 to 1917 and encodes 638 amino acids.